AUUCAUGAAUCGCUGGCUAAAUGAACCUCUCAAAUUCUGAUCUGAACGAACGCUUGUACUUUAUCAACUUUAACCAAGACAGCACAUAAAAUGGAAGUUGAACUGGAUCAAGAUUUGCUGUGUACUUCUCUGCAAUUUCAUGGGCCGAAAUUACAAGAAGCACUAAGAAGUGAAUUAGGCGAUGUUGGAGAAUUUACAGGACUUCCUACCCUAAGUUUCCCUGCCUAUGCAAAUGGACACAGUAUCUCUAAUGAUUUGGAUAACGAAAAACAGUUGAAACUCCAUAAGUUUAUUGCAAAUAAUUCAAAGGCAUUUUUUAAUGUUGAUUUGUUGGCUAACAAUAAUAAGCAAAAACAAUGCGAAGACUUUGAAAUAAAUUCAUUUACUGUUAUGCCACCAUAUGAAGUUUUUGGGUAUACUAACAAAGAGAUUAAGUUAAAACAUUUCUUAAACGAACUCUCUGAAGGUGAAAUCAUAAUUACUUCAAUAUCUUCAAAAAAUAUCUCUGGAUUAAUUUUAAAGGUAUUAUGUACAUAUACUGAACCUAUAAGAUGUGUUUCUGAUAUUAAUGUUCGUGGCUUUUGUCAAGCAUCUAUUCCUGGUCUUAGUAUUGGAGACAAUUUGUGUUGUGAAGUAUUAGAGGUAGUACCUGAAGCUUUUAAAUUAGUAUGUGGAAUUAAAGGAGUUAAAUGCCACAAGAAAUAUAAAGAUUUACUUGGCUUAUUUAACAUGGAAAAUUGCCCUCAAACAUUCAAAUUGUUUCAUGCUGGUAAAAAUGACGAUUCAUACGACUCAAUGUUACUAAAUUCCACAGGAUUUAAAAACCCAUCAAAUAUUUGCAACUUAGAGUUAAUAACUGGUUUGUCUGAUGAUAGACAUUCAAUUAUGCCUUCUUUGUCAGGGAGUUUCCCAGAAAAAGAUACUGCAUUAGAACUUCGUAAAGUUCAAUCUGCUGAAUGGGCUAUUCAAAGUGUUUCCGAUGGAAUUAAAUAUUUUAAAGCUGGACAACACUCUGAAGCAUUUUUAUGCUUAAAUAAGGCAUUGACUAUAGAUUCUUUAAAUGUUGAAGCUUAUGUGGCCAGAGGUGCUUUAUAUGCCAAUCUAAGUCGUUUUCAAAAAGCAAUUGAAGAUCUAAAAUCUGCCUUAAAAAUUAAUCCGAAACAUGUAAAUGGCCGUAAGUAUCUUGGUGAAACUCUGAUGGGAUAUGCUAGAACCUUAGAGUCUCAAAAUAAAUUAGAAGAAGCAUUACAAUAUUAUGAAGAAUGCUUACAUGUAAUACCUGAUCAUGAUGAAGCAAAAGCAUCUAUUGAUUAUCUCAAGUCAUCUCUUUUAGUUGGCAGAACAAUGACCAUGAAUACACUCGAUAGUUUUUCAAAAAAGAAAAUUGAUACUGAUUUAGAGAAAUCAGCAAGUAGUAGCAGCAGUUCUAAUCAUAGCAACAGCAGUUCAAGUGAAAGUUCAAGUUCAGGAAGUUCUUCAGACGAAGUAAGUACUAUUGAUUUUGAUAGUGAUUCUGAUAAUACGACUUCUUCUGAUAGUUCAAGUGAUGAAUCAUCUGGCAAUGAUUCACAAAAAUUAGAAAAAGAAAGAUCGUUAUCGCCAUUUAGUAAGCGCUUAGCAAUGAUGGAUGGAAGUAAUACAAAUGGAGGUGGAUUACCCUGUAAUCCCUCUUUUAUUGCUACAGAAAAUUCACAAUCUCAGCAAAUGAAUAUAGAAAAAGAAAGUGAUAUUGAAGAAAGAAUCCAAAAGUUAAUACUUUUAAGUCAAUCUAAUAAAAUUAAGAAAAAUAAACAAAUUGGAAUUAAUAUUCAAAAAUUAUUACAAAAUGCUUAUGCUCUAAAAAAUGAAGAAAAAAAGACAGAUAAAAAAAUCAAAAAAUCUAAAGAUAAAAAGAAGUCUCAUAAACACAAGAAAAAAGAUUAUAAAGGUAAGCAAAAAAGUGCCAAGGAUCACCAGGAACAUCAUAAAAAAAAUAAAUCAAAAAAACACAAAUUCACUGAACAAUCGUUUGAUAACGAACAGCAAGCUAUCCAAAAAUCCAGUCUCCCUGAUCCAGAGAGUGUUAAAUCAAAUUUAUCAGGUUUGAAAGAAAAUAUAUUCUUUAAAAAGUAUGUAAAACAAGAUAAACCCUCCAAUGAUCAAAAUAUUAUUGAUAAGGAUAAUGAACAAUCAGAUGUGUUUAAAGCAAAUGAAAUCGUAGAAAUGCCAAAUACUUAUAAGUAUGAAGAAGAUCCAUCAUUGAUUCCAACACCUAAGUUUAAAAUGCAAUUACCUACUACAACUACGACUUAUGUUAAGGUCAAGAAAAAAGAGACAACUGAUAGUGUACCAUACAAUUGGGACAACAACCGUUUGUUACCUGCUAAUCAUGAAUUAAUGAGAACACAGUCAUCCAAUAAUAACGAUACUAAUAAUACAGAUCACGGAUUUCCUACUUUGUAUGAUACAAACAACAAAGGAUAUUUUAAUCUACCUCCGGCAACUCAUCCAGUUUCUGAAAAUAAUAUUAAUAAUAUGGAGUUUCAACAAAAGCAAUCUUAUUUAAGUCCUAAUAACAAGCAAAGAUCGCGUAGCCCAUCGGUAUCUAAGAGGCGUAUAAAUUAUUCAAGAAGUAGAAGUUCUGGAGGUCGUUCAAGUCAGUCUCCAUAUAAAAAGAAGCCCAAAGAGACAUCAAAGUCAAAAACUAGGAGUCGUUCAGGGUCAUAUCCUCGGCAUAGACGUUAUUCUUCUUCUCGUUCAAAUCGUUCUCGUUCAUCUUCUCGUUCAUACUCUCGUUCGCGUUCACGUUCUCGUUCCAUACAUCAUCGAAAUCGCAUGGCAUAUUAUAACAACCGUAACCGUGGUACUUAUUAUAAACCACGUUUUCAAAACCAAAACCAUCAUAACCGUGGUUUUCAGAAUCGUGGUUUCCAACAUCGUGGAGGAUAUGCUCAUAGACAAAAUUAUAAUAACUAUAAUAAUAACUGGAAUAAUAGAGGUCAAAGAGGUGGUGGAAGGCAACGAUUCUUUCAUUAUAGACCUAGACAAUACGAUAGAAAUCGGCACUAUGAAAGGCGCAGUUAUUCUGUUUCACCAAAUCGUCGUAGUCGUAGCCGUAGUAAGAGUCGUAGUGGAUCCAAAAAUUCUACUAAAGAAUAUAGAAAACGUUAUUCCGGUAGUGGUGAAGAUCAUCAGCAUAAUUCUAAUAACAAGCCUAAAACUCCACCAGAACCAAUUACUGAAACCAAUAAAUGGCAACUUGAUAGCAAUGAUAAUGGUAAUAGAAAUUCACAAGAUCAUGAUGAAGGAUCAAUUGAAUAAAAUUACAAAGCUGACAAUUUAAUGAUAUUUGAUGGUUUACUUAUUUUACACAAACAUUCACUUAGA
Messenger RNA from Melanaphis sacchari, 3366 nucleotides. RefSeq names its product WD repeat domain phosphoinositide-interacting protein 2 (gene Atg18a). Lineage: Eukaryota; Metazoa; Arthropoda; Insecta; Hemiptera; Aphididae. Bases 91 to 3300 code for a protein of 1069 amino acids. The transcript has 3 exons. The record is from RefSeq and is a predicted model, not a curated record. Gene Ontology annotation, molecular function: phosphatidylinositol-3,5-bisphosphate binding; protein binding; phosphatidylinositol-3-phosphate binding. Gene Ontology annotation, biological process: nucleophagy; autophagy of mitochondrion; protein lipidation. Gene Ontology annotation, cellular component: cytosol; extrinsic component of membrane; phagophore assembly site membrane.